GCCGCCGCCACAGCCACCCUUUCCUCCACUGUCCUCUUCUGUCCUCGCCUUCUGUCGACCAUCAGGUGAGCCUCGCACCAAGAUGGCUGAGCCGCGCCAGGAGUUUGACACCGCGGAAGACCACGCUGAGGGCUACGCCCUGCUCCAGGACCAAGAGGGGGACGCAGAGCACGGCCUGAAAGCGUCUCCCCUGCAGACCCCCGCCGAUGACGGAUCCGAGGAACCCGGCUCUGAGACCUCGGAUGCUAAGAGCACCCCAACGGCCGAAGACGUGACCGCACCCUUAGUGGAUGAGAGAGCCCCCGGCGAGCAGGCGGCCGCCCAGCCCCACACGGACAUCCCAGAAGGAACCACAGCCGAAGAAGCGGGCAUUGGGGACACCCCAAACAUGGAAGACCAAGCCGCUGGACAUGUGACUCAAGCCCGCAUGGUCAGUAAAGGCAAAGAGGGGACUGGAAGCGAGGACAGAAAAGCAAAGGGGGCUGAUAGUAAAACUGGAACAAAGAUCGCCACACCCCGGGGAACAGCCCCUCCAGGCCAGAAAGGCACGGCCAACGCCACCAGGAUUCCAGCCAAAACCACACCCAGCCCAAAGACACCGCCGGGCACUGGUGAACCAGCAAAAUCUGGGGAUCGCAGUGGCUACAGCAGCCCCGGCUCUCCAGGCACCCCUGGCAGCCGUUCCCGCACCCCGUCCCUGCCAACGCCACCCACCCGAGAGCCCAAGAAGGUGGCAGUGGUCCGCACUCCACCCAAGUCACCAUCUUCCACCAAGAGCCGCCUGCAGACUGCGCCCGUGCCCAUGCCAGACCUGAAGAACGUCAGGUCCAAGAUCGGCUCCACCGAGAACCUGAAGCACCAGCCAGGAGGGGGCAAGGUGCAGAUAAUUAAUAAGAAGCUGGAUCUUAGCAACGUCCAGUCCAAGUGUGGCUCAAAGGAUAAUAUCAAACACGUCCCGGGCGGCGGCAGUGUGCAAAUAGUCUACAAACCAGUGGACCUAAGCAAGGUGACCUCCAAGUGCGGCUCCUUAGGCAACAUCCAUCAUAAACCAGGAGGUGGCCAGGUGGAAGUAAAAUCUGAGAAACUGGACUUCAAGGAUAGAGUCCAGUCGAAGAUUGGGUCUCUGGAUAAUAUCACCCAUGUCCCUGGAGGAGGAAAUAAGAAGAUCGAAACCCACAAGCUGACCUUCCGAGAGAAUGCCAAAGCCAAGACGGACCACGGGGCAGAAAUCGUGUACAAGUCACCAGUGGUGUCCGGGGACACGUCUCCCAGGCACCUCAGCAACGUCUCCUCCACCGGUAGCAUCAACAUGGUGGACUCGCCCCAGCUCGCCACGCUAGCCGACGAAGUGUCUGCCUCCCUGGCCAAGCAGGGUUUGUGAUCAGGCCCCCGGGGCAGUCAAUAAUCGUGGAGAGAAGAGAGAGUGAGAGAGUGUGGAAAAAAAAAGAAUAAUGAUCUGGCCCCUCGCCCUCUGCCCUCCCCCGCUGCUCCUCACAGAUGGGUCAACCGGGUCGUCACCUAACCUGCUUUUGUGGCUCGGCUUUGGCUCGGGACUUCAAAAUCAGUGAUGGGAAUAAGAGCAAAUUUCAUCUUUCCAAAUUGAUUGGUGGGCUAACAAUAAAAUAUUUUUCAAAAAACAAAA
Messenger RNA from Marmota flaviventris (yellow-bellied marmot), 1642 nucleotides. RefSeq names its product microtubule associated protein tau (gene Mapt). Lineage: Eukaryota; Metazoa; Chordata; Mammalia; Rodentia; Sciuridae. Gene Ontology annotation, cellular component: neuron projection. Gene Ontology annotation, biological process: neuron projection development; microtubule cytoskeleton organization. Gene Ontology annotation, molecular function: microtubule binding. The record is from RefSeq and is a predicted model, not a curated record.